Molecule: messenger RNA, 2298 nt
Organism: Dissoconium aciculare CBS 342.82
Lineage: Eukaryota; Fungi; Ascomycota; Dothideomycetes; Mycosphaerellales; Dissoconiaceae
Product: phosphatidylinositol 4-kinase, PI signaling pathway
Exons: 1
Coding region: 1-2298 (765 amino acids)
Biological process (GO): Golgi organization; phosphatidylinositol phosphate biosynthetic process; endosome organization
Cellular component (GO): plasma membrane; endosome; lysosomal membrane
Molecular function (GO): 1-phosphatidylinositol 4-kinase activity
Source: RefSeq, a predicted model, not a curated record
AUGUCGAAGAGACCUGCGACCUCAGGCUAUGCCCGCAUUGCGCAGAUAGAGGACGAGAAUGAUGACAUCAGAGGUAGUUACGAUAGUGACGAAGCCUUCAACGACAACGGACCAUCAAUCUCCUUACGCGAAGAGCAAAAUGCGCCGAUUCAGCCCAAGCGCUGGCAAACUGGCAUGCGGAUGCAGAAAAGCGAAAGCAUAAAGUCAUGGGGCUCGAAAAGAAAUCGCGCGAAUGCGGGUAUCGAUAUUAAAGCGAUCAACGCAAGGUUUGAAAGGUGGGCGGAGGAAAUCAAGGAUAAAUUCACACGGUUACGAAUUGGGGGAACGAGCACGGAGCAAGAGCAACUUGAGAUUCACUACUCUGUGUUUCAGGCACCAGAAUGGAUCAGGCCGGCCUUGAAGGAGGAGCUUGAUUCGGACUUCGCAGGGAGUGGAGAGAGGAUAUCAAAGCUCGAAUUUGACGAUCUUACAGAAUCGGUCAGGACGGCCAUAGAGCUUGGAGUCCAUCCGAAGCUGAUCGCGCAAGGCAGCAGCGGUUCCUACUUUGCUCGGAAUAGUGGUGGUAAGGUCAUUGGUGUAUUCAAGCCGAAGGAUGAGGAGCCAUAUGCCAACAAGAAUCCGAAAUGGACAAAGUGGCUGCACCGCAAUUUGCUUCCUUUUGCCUUCGGUCGCGCGAUGCUGAUUCCCAAUCUGAGUUAUGUUUCGGAAGCCGCCGCCUACGUCUUGGACUGUCAGCUUAGGACGCACAUAGUGCCCUACACAGAUGUUGUGAACUUGAGCAGCAAAAGCUUCCACUACGAUUGGAUGGAUCGCCGUGCAUACUACCGGAAGAAUAGACCAUUUCCCGAAAAGCCAGGAUCGUUUCAGAUAUUCCUUAAGGGGUACAAGGGAGCCACGGAUUUCUUCCAGGAACACCCAUGGCCAGACCAGCAAGGCGUCGCGGUGGCCAACUUUGAGCCAGAUGACCAGUCGCCUCGUGGUUGGACCGACUCCUGCAGACCUAGAGGUCCUCGCAAUGAUGGCAGCGAAGAAGAGACCGGUGGCCUCAUGUCCACAGAUACCCGCCACAUGCGAGCAGAAUUUUGGACGCCAGACUUGCAACAAACAUUUCGGGAAGAGCUGGAGAAACUCGUCAUUCUGGACUACAUCAUGCGCAACACAGACCGUGGAACAGAUAAUUGGAUGAUUCGAAUGGAUCGUGAAACAACGGAAAAUGCAUCAGGCAAUGUAAAUGGACCGACAGAACCUGCGGGACCCACGGACGAAGAAUAUACACGGCGAGCAGAGACCAUGACCACUGCUCCAUCUAAUUCAGGUUCUGUGAGAAUGGUCCCCAGACUCGGCGCGAUUGACAACAGUCUCUCCUGGCCGUGGAAACAUCCAGAUGCAUGGCGAAGCUACCCCUUCGGUUGGCUCUUCCUUCCAGUCAGUCUUAUCGGUCGGCCAUUUUCGGACAAAACUAAGAAGCACUUUCUACCCCUGCUCACUUCGAAACAAUGGUGGAGCGACACAACGGCCAAACUCAGGAAGUGUUUCGAGAUCGAUGCAGACUUCAAAGAGAAAAUGUUUGCAAGGCAGAUGGCUGUGAUGAAAGGGCAAGCCUGGAACGUAGUCGAGACUCUCAAAUCGAGCGAUCACGGUCCGCUCGAGCUCACCCGGCGGAACCGGGUCAUGGUAUGGGAUGACAUUGUAGAGGUUCCGGUCGCGGUGUCUCUGCCACAAGCCUCGGACGAGAUGCGACGCCGGAAGGGCGAACGCGAGCAGUCAAGUGCUACAAGCGCUCGUCAUUGGCGCGGCCUGGACGACGACGAUGAGAUGGACAUCUCAGCAGCUCUCUCGAGUACAGCACCAUCCAAUGCGGAACAAACGGCCCGACCAUCGAUUUCGUCCAAAAGGCAGAGCUCCGAAAAUCCCUUCAAUGUUGCCCGCGACAACGCUCUGCACUCUGUCCCUACGGACGAGCAUGACAUAUCCACAGCGCCAACCAGCUCGUCGGAGAAUAAAAUCCUCGACAUGGCGAGUGCUGCCAUAUCUGCUGUCCGUCCGAAACCUCGUCGCCAUCGCACCGCAGCCUCGCGCAACAGCUACGACAUUCCACAUUCGCAGUGGCGGACUCCCGCGCGUCCGCGCCGUUUCAGCUAUGGGCUCGGGGCGAGGAGCAACACCGAUCCCGACCUCGGGGAGGACGGCGACCUGGGCUUUUCCGCCACGGCAACGCAGGAGGGUAGCACGCGGCGAGUGAUUGUGGAGCGGCUGGAAGUGGUCAAGAGCAAACAGCCAUUUUUCUCAUGGUGUUAA